Molecule: messenger RNA, 2163 nt
Organism: Calypte anna (Anna's hummingbird)
Lineage: Eukaryota; Metazoa; Chordata; Aves; Apodiformes; Trochilidae
Gene: TMEM170A
Product: transmembrane protein 170A
Exons: 3
Coding region: 31-447 (138 amino acids)
Biological process (GO): endoplasmic reticulum tubular network organization
Cellular component (GO): endoplasmic reticulum membrane
Source: RefSeq, a predicted model, not a curated record
GCCGAUGGCGGCGGUCGGGCCGCGGAGGGGAUGGAGAGCGGGGAGCCCGGCGGGGGGGGACUCCUGCAGCAGAUCCUCAGCCUCCGCCUCGUCCCACGCGUGGGCAACGGCACCACCUACUCCAGCCCCCUCUCCACCUUCCCAGAGAUGUGGUACGGAGUUUUCCUCUGGGCCCUCGUCUCCUCCCUCUCCUUCCAUGUCCCCGCGGCCCUCCUGGCGCUCUUCACGCUGCGGCACCACAAGUACGGGCGGUUCAUGUCCCUGAGCCUCCUCCUGAUGGGCAUCGUGGGACCCAUCACCGCCGGCAUCCUCACCAGUGCUGCCAUCGCUGGAGUUUACAGAGCUGCGGGGAAAAAAAUGAUUCCCUUCGAGGCGCUGAUUUUAGGCGUGGGUCAGACCUUCUGUGUCGUGGUGGUUUCCUUCCUCCGCAUCUUAGCCACUCUUUAGCUCCCCCUCCGGGCACGGAGGUCACAGACCGAGGAGGGGACAGAGAGGCUGGGCUGCUCCUGCCUCCACCUGGCUGGGAAUUCAGCCUCAAGUCGUGGAUUUGAUUACUUUCUGGUAACGUGAAGUGCCAAGUGAAGCUCUCCUGAGGAGAGGGAAUGGCAGAGGAGGCCCCUGGGCCUUUUGCCAGUGAUGAGUUUUAACAGUGGGACACAGCUGGGGUGUGACAUGGGGUGGUGUCACAUCUCCAGAGGGCUCUGACCUCUGGCUUUGCAGUGAACCCCAAGCUCUUUUAAUUUAAUUUUUUUUUUCAUGAGAAAAUUAAUUUGUUUUCUUCCUGGCCCCAGCUCUUGGUCACAUUGAAUUGAAAAAAAAAUUAUUUUAGAUGAUGAAAGUGCAGAUUUUGGCCUGGAGCAGGGGUGAUGAAAGCUGUGGCAGGGGCAGUAACCCCUGUGAAGAGGAUUCACUUGUGACUUACUCUGGUGAAACCCUGCAGCCUCUGCCCACUCAGGAAAUCCCAGGUGGGGAUGGGAGGGUGUGCCAGGAUGCACAGUUGCUUUUCAGGCUGUGCAGGAGGGAUUUUAGGGUUUUAUGUUUGUUUUUAUUCCCUUUUUUAAGGUGUUUUUCAACUUCCCUGCUCCCCUUUUACUUGCUGGUGAUGUUUACAUGGGGAGGACAGACCUGGGGAGGGCUUUGCUGAGUUCAGCUGGGGUUGGGUGCCUUGGAGAAAAUUCAGCACCCAUGCAGCCCCAAACUCACCCUGGCACUGACUGGUUUAGUUUAGUUUGGUUUAAAUGACUUUGAACUAACCCUCCUCUCCACCCUCUGCCCCAGAGCUCUUGGGUAGUGAGCUGGGGGCUUUUUUUUUUUGAGGGGGGGGCUUAGGGGAUGCUGAAUUUGGAUCCAAGGAUGUGGCUGUGCUGCAGGGAAGGCACUGGCUGUGCCUCCUGCCUCCCAGCUGCGGUUGUGUUGAGCUCCUUUGCUCACCCAGCUCUCUGGGACACUUCCCAAGGGGAGUUUCCUGCCCCCUCUCCUCCCUGCUGGAAUACUCCUGUGGAUCCUGGGCAGCAUUCCUCCCUCUCCAGAGUGGUCUGGGGAGCAAGAGGUGUUUUUCAGGAGCUCCUCACUGAGGUUUGCUCUCAACUUGAGCUGAGUGUUUUAGGAAAGAUUUUUUGGGGGCACCUUUCUCCCUUCCACCACCUGGACCCUCUGUGCUCUGCUGGGUGGAGAGAGCUGAGUCCUGGUGGGAGGCUGGGCCUCUGCACCCCCAGCCAACCAGCAGGAAUAAUCAUUUCUUCCAAUUUCUCUCCCUAUUCCCACUUACUUCAAGGGGCUGUGGGCCUGGAGCCCCUGCUGUGACUCCCCUGAGCUUUCCUGGGUGGGUCACAGGUUUCUCAUGGCCACACAGCUCGGGUGACUCUGGAAAUCAGGGUGCUGGGCACCCAGUGUGCUCCCAUUCCCCCCACCCAGUGCCUGGCAUCCCUCUGGAGCAAGGAUUGCAGCUGGGAAAGCUCCUUAGUCAGGGCUGAGGGGACAAAUCCAAGUGUUAGAGCUCAGAACAAAUGAAAAAAUGUGCUGACAGGGAGGAGCAAACCCCUCCUGCUCCCCCCAUCCCCAGCUCCCAAAAGGCUGUUUGAGAGCAGGGUCUGAUCGGCUUUGUUGGCAGCUGGGACACUGGGAAUGGAGUGACCUGAGCCCAUGGUGCCUCUGCCCAGGAGC